Jaculus jaculus (lesser Egyptian jerboa) is the source of this 8670-nucleotide messenger RNA. RefSeq names its product pericentriolar material 1 (gene Pcm1). The transcript is spliced from 42 exons. Gene Ontology annotation, cellular component: centrosome; ciliary basal body; centriolar satellite. The record is from RefSeq and is a predicted model, not a curated record. Gene Ontology annotation, biological process: microtubule anchoring at centrosome; cilium assembly; centrosome cycle. NCBI's taxonomy places the organism in Eukaryota, Metazoa, Chordata, Mammalia, Rodentia, Dipodidae. Bases 289 to 6735 code for a protein of 2148 amino acids.
AUGAGAUCCUAAGAUGGCGGUGGCUGCGGCGGUUGGCGCCUAGUAGCUCCUGUGGAGACGGCGGCCAUUGGGUAUCUAGGCAGUCGGGGAAUUUGCCAGCUGCCGUGCUGCGGUCUUCGAGGGAGAACCGCUGCCGGUGCCGGGUCCUGGGCCCGACGGCCACCUUGCCCUAGGCUGGAGGGGCGGCUUUCGCUCACAGACAACACCUUUGAAGUGUAGAAGAGGGAAUGAAGUGUUGCUGAACUGCAAAACACCCUUUGCUUCUAAAUAGAAAAUUGUUAAGCCAACAUGGCCACAGGUGGUGGUCCUUUUGAAGAAGGCAUGAAUGAUCAAGAUUUACCAAGCUGGAACCAUGAUAGUGUGGAUGACCGACUCAACAAUAUGGAUUGGGGUGGCCAACAGAAGAAGGCAAAUAGAUCAUCAGAAAAGAAUAAAAAAAAGUUUGGUGUAGAAAGUGAUAAAAGGGUAACAAAUGAUAUUUCUCCGGAGUCAUCACCAGGAGUUGGAAGACGAAGAACAAAGAUUCCACAUACAUUUCCACACAGUAGAUACAUGACUCAGAUGUCUGUCCCAGAGCAGGCAGAAUUAGAAAAACUUAAACAACGAAUAAACUUCAGUGAUUUGGAUCAGAGAAGCAUUGGAAGUGAUUCUCAAGGUAGAGCAACAGCUGCUAACAACAAACGUCAGCUUAGUGAAACUAGAAAGCCCUUCAACUUUUUGCCUAUGCAGAUUAAUACUCACAAAAGCAAAGAUGCUGCUACAAGUCUUCAAAAAAGAGAAACGGUUGGAUCAGCACAAUGUAAAGAGCUGUUUGCUUCUGCUUUGAGUAAUGACCUUUUGCAAAACUGUCAAGUUUCUGAAGAAGAUGGGCGAGGAGAGCCUGCAAUGGAGAGCAGCCAGAUUGUAAGCAGGCUUGUUCAAAUUCGUGACUAUAUUACUAAAGCUAGCUCCAUGAGAGAAGAUCUUAUGGAGAAAAAUGAAAGAUCUGCUAAUGUUGAGCGCCUUACUCAUCUAAUAGAUCACCUUAAAGAACAGGAAAAGUCAUACAUGAAAUUUCUCCAGAAAAUCCUUGCUAGAGAAAAUGAGGAGGAGGAUGUUCGGACUAUAGACUCAGCUGUGGGAUCUGGUUCUGUAGCUGAGAGCACAUCGCUAAACGUAGAUGUGCAGUCUGAGGCUUCAGAUGCCACGGAGGCAUCUUUUAGUCUGAGAAUUCGGCCGUGCAUUGAGGACAAACUAGGGAAUUCAGCUUCACGAGAACAGGUUUCAGACAUUGACGUUACUACAAGUCCAAAAGGGAAAGGUGACAGACCUCCUCAGAAUGGCAGGGAACAGAGACCUAAUAGGAAAUAUAGCCGAAAACGUGGAUUUCCCUCAAAGGCUAGAGAUCCUCAACAGGAGCCUAUGGAAGAGAUAGAAAAUUUGAAGAAACAACAUGAUUUAUUAAAAAGAAUGUUACAACAGCAAGAGCAGCUGCGAGCUCUCCAGGGACGGCAGGCUGCUCUUCUAGCUUUGCAACAUAAAGCAGAGCAAGCUAUAGCUGUGAUGGAUGAUUCUGUUGUUACAGAAACCACAGGAAGCUUAUCUGGAGUCAGUAUCACAUCUGAACUAAAUGAAGAAUUGAAUGACUUAAUUCAGCAUUUUCAUAAUCAGCUUCAUGAUUCUCAGGCUUCAGCUGUUCCAGAUAAUAGAAGACAGGCAGAAAGUCUUUCAUUAACUAGAGAGGUUUCUCAGAACAGAAAUCCAUCAGUUUCAGAGCACUUACCUGAUGAGAAAGUCCAGCUCUUUAGCAAAAUGAGAGUCCUACAGGAAAAGAAACAGAAAAUGGACAAAUUACUUGGAGAACUUCAUAGCCUUCGAGAUCAACAUUUGAACAAUUCCUCAUUUGUACCUUCUUCAACUUCUCCCCAAAGGAGUGGGGAUCAGAGAAGUACAACUUCAGCUCCCUCUGCUCCUGUAGGCGUGCCACCAGUUGUCAAUGGAGAGUCCAACAGCCUUACUUCAUCUCUUCCUUGUCCUACUACUACUCUAGUUUCUCAGAAUGAGACUGAAAAUGAAGGCCAUCUAAAUCCAACAGAAAAACUACAGAAAUUAAAUGAAGUUCGAAAGAGAUUGAAUGAACUAAGAGAAUUAGUUCAUUAUUAUGAACAAACAUCAGAUAUGAUGACAGAUGCUGUCAAUGAAAAUACAAAAGAUGAAGAAACUGAAGAGUCAGAAUAUGAUUCUGAGCAUGAAAAUUGUGAACCAGUUACUAAUAUCCGAAAUCCACAAGUAGCAGCUACCUGGAAUGAAGUAAACAGUACCAGUAACGCACAGUGUGCUUCUAAUAAUAGAGAUGGAAGGGCAGUUAAUUCUAAUUGCCAAAUUAACAACAGAUCUGCUGCCAAUGUCAGGGCUGUGAACAUGCCUUCCCUUGCAGACUGUCGAUACAAUAGAGAAGGAGAACAAGAAAUGCGUAUAGUGCAAGGUGAAGAUGAUGAAGAGGAAGAGGAAAUAGAAGAAGAGGGAGUGAGUGGAGCUUCAGUAUCUAGUCAUAGGAGCAGUCUGGUUGAUGAGGCACCAGAAGAUGCAGAAUUUGAACAGAAGAUUGGUAGACUUAUGGCUGCAAAACAGAAACUUCGACAGCUGCAAGAUCUUGUUGCUAUGGUGCAGGAUGAUGAUGCAGCUCAAGCUGUUAUCUCUGCCAGUACAUCAAAUCCAGAUGAUUUCUACCCAGCAGAAGAUGAUGCCAAACAAAAUUCAAAUAACACAAGAGAAACUCCCAAUAAAACACAGAAAGAUACUGGAGUAAAUGAAAAGGCAAGAGAGAAAUUUUACGAGGCUAAACUACAGCAGCAACAGAGAGAACUAAAACAAUUGCAGGAAGAAAGAAAGAAGCUGAUUGAAAUUCAAGACAAAAUUCAGGCAUUGCAAAAGGCAUGUCCUGACUUACAGCUAUCAGCCACUAGUGUGGGUAGUUGUCCAACAAAAAAAUAUCUACCUGUUGUUACAUCAACCCCAACUGCUAAUGAAAAUGAGCCCAGUACAAGCAAAUCUGCUUUUGAGCCUGAAGAUUCUUCGGUAGUAGAUAAUGAGUUGUGGUCAGACAUGCGAAGACAUGAAAUGUUAAGGGAAGAGCUGCGACAGAGAAGAAAGCAGCUGGAAGCUCUAAUGGCUGAACAUCAGAGGAGACAAGGUCUAGCUGAGACCACAUCUCCAGUGGCUGUAUCUUUGAGAAGUGAUGGGUCUGAGAAUCUGUGUACUCCUCAACAAAGUAGAACAGAAAAAACAAUGGCAACUUGGGGCGGUUCUACUCAGUGUGCACUUGAUGAAGAAGGAAAUGAAGAUGGUUAUCUUUCUGAAGGAGUUCGGACAGAUGAAGAAGAGGAAGAAGAGCAAGAUGCCAGUUCCAAUGAUAACUUUCCAAUGUAUCCUCCUAACAGUAUGAAUCAUAAUGCCUAUAGGGUAAAGGAAACUAAAAAUAGGUGGAAGAACAAUCGCCCUAUUUCAGAAGAUGGAAAUUAUCGUCCUUUAGCCAAGACAAGGCAACAGAAUAUCAGCAUGCAACGACAAGAAAACCUUCGAUGGGUUUCAGAGCUCUCUUACAUAGAAGAGAAAGAACAAUGGCAAGAACAAAUUAAUCAGCUAAAGAAACAACUUGAUUUUAGUGUCAAUAUUUGUCAGACUUUGAUGCAAGACCAGCAGACUCUGUCUUGUUUGCUGCAAACUCUUCUAACAGGUCCUUAUAGUGUUAUGCCAAGCAAUGUUGCAUCUCCUCAAGUACAUCUUAUAAUGCACCAGCUGAAUCAGUGCUACACACAGCUAACAUGGCAGCAGAAUAAUGUUCAGAGGUUAAAACAAAUGCUAAAUGAACUUGUGCACCAACAAAAUCAGCAUCCAGAAAAAACUAGAAGCAAAGCAAGAGGCAGUAAUGCAUCACACCCCUCUUCUCCCAAUUUAUUUUGUCCUUUCAGCUUUCCAACACAGCCUGUAAAUCUGUUUAAUUUUCCUGGAUUUACUAACUUUCCAUCAUUUGCACCAGGUAUGAAUUUCAGCCCUUUAUUUCCUUCUAAUUUUGGAGAUUUCUCUCAGAAUAUUUCUACACCUAAUGAACAGCAGCAGCCAUUAACCCAGAAUCCUUCAGGGAAAACAGAAUAUAUGGCUUUUCCCAAGCCUUUUGAAAGCAAUUCUUCUCUUGGAGCAGAAAAACAAAGGAACCAAAAACAGCCUGAAGAGGAGAUAGAAAACAGUAAGACACCAUGGUUAUAUGACCAAGAAGGAGAAGUAGCAAAACCAUUUUUCAAGUCUGGAUUUGCAAUGUCUGCAGAGAAAACUACAAAUAGCAAUCACAAAAGUCAAGUAGAUACGAGCAGGCAAAGACGCCAGUUUGAUGAAGAAUCCUUAGAAAGCUUUAGCAGUAUGCCUGAUCCAAUAGAUCCAACAACAGUAACAAAAACAUUUAAGACAAGAAAAGCAUCUGCACAGGCCAGUCUGGCUUCUAAAGACAAAACUCCCAAGUCAAAGAGUAAGAAGAGGAAUUCUACUCAGCUGAAAAGCAGAGUUAAAAAUAUUGGGUAUGAAAGUGCCAGUGUGUCUAGCACAUGUGAACCUUGCAAAAGUAGGAAUAGACAUUCAUCACAGACUGAAGAGCCUGUUCAAGCAAAAGUAUUCAGCAGAAAGAAUCAUGAGCAUCUGGAAAAAAUACUAAAAUAUAAUCGAUCUUCAGAAAUAUCUUCAGCACAUGCUAGGAGAAUACUACAGCAGUCUAACAGAAAUGCAUGCACUGAAGCACCAGAAACUGGGAGUGAUUUUUCAAUGUUUGAAACUCUACGGGAUACUAUUUAUUCUGAAGUAGCGACAUUAAUUUCUCAAAAUGAAUCUCGUCCACAUUUUCUUAUUGAACUCUUCCAUGAGCUUCAACUACUUAAUACAGACUACUUGAGACAAAGGGCUUUGUAUGCAUUGCAGGAUAUGGUUUCCAGACAUAUUUCUGAGAGUGAUGAAAAAGAAGGAGAAAAUGUCAAGUUAGUGAACUCUGGCACUUGGGUAGCAUCAAAUUCAGAACUUACUCCCAGUGAAAGCCUUGGCACAACUGACGAUGAAACUUUUGAGAAGGACUUAGAAAGAGAAACACACAAGAUAAGUGAUCAAAAUGAUGCUGAUAAUGCUAGUGUCAUGUCUGUAUCUUCAAAUUUUGAGCCUUUUGCAACAGAUGACCUAGGUAACACUGUGAUUCACUUAGAUCAGGCAUUGGCCAGAAUGAGAGAAUAUGAGCGUAUGAAGACUGAAGCUGAUAGUAAAUCAAAUGUGAGAUGUACCUGCAGGGUUAUUGAGGAUGAAGAUGGUCCUGCUGCCACUAAUACAGUUAAUAAUUUAGAAGAUACUUCCAUUAUUGAAAAUCAUAGUUCACAACAACCUUUAAGUGAAGUGUCUACUGUUCCAUGUCCUAGAAUUGAUACUCAGCAACUGGACCGGCAAAUUAAAGCAAUUAUGAAAGAAGUCAUUCCUUUUUUGAAGGAGCACAUGGAUGAAAUAUGUUCUUCACAACUUCUCAUCUCAGUAAGACGCAUGGUUUUGACACUUACCCAGCAAAAUGAUGAGAGCAAAGAGUUUGUAAAGUUCUUUCAUAAACAACUAGGAAGCAUCUUACAAGAUUCACUGGCAAAAUUUGCAGGCAGAAAGUUGAAAGACUGUGGAGAAGAUCUUCUUGUGGAGAUAUCUGAAGUAUUGUUUAAUGAAUUGGCUUUCUUUAAGCUUAUGCAAGAUUUGGAUAAUAAUAGUAUAACUGCUAAACAGAGGUGCAAAAGGAAAAUGGAAGCAGCUGGAGUGAUACAGACUUAUGCCAAAGAGGCCAAAAGAAUUCUUGAAGGAGAUCACGGCUCACCUGCAGGAGAGAUUGAUGAUGAAGACAAAGACAAGGAUGAGACUGAAAUUAUUAAGCAGACACAGACUUCUGAGACAUAUGGUGUAGAAGGUCCCAAAAAUGUAAGAUCUGAUGUUUCUGAUCAAGAGGAAGAUGAAGACAGUGAAAGAUGUCCAGUGUCUAUUAAUUUGUCUAAAGCUGAAACUCAGGCUUUAACUAAUUAUGGAAGUGGAGAAGAUGAGAAUGAAGAUGAAGAAAUGGAAGAAUUUGAAGAGAGCCCUGUGGAUGUCCAGACUUCACUUCAGGCUAACACUGCAAUGACAGAAGAAAAUGAACAUGAUAAACAGGUUCUGCAACAUGGUCUUGAAAGAACAGCAGAAAGCAUAAAUGUUGCAGCAGACCACGACCACACCAAUGAUCAAGAUAAUUCUCCUAUGAAACCCUGCUAUCUCAAUAUCUUGGAAAAUGAACAAUCUUUAAAUAGUACUACCCAUAAGGACUCACUCACUGCUACUGAUUCUUCUAAGCAGCCUAAUAAUCCUUUACCUGAAAUUGAAACCUUAGUGCCUAGAGUUAAAGAAGUUAAGUCUGUUCAGGAAACUCCUGAGAGCUCUCUGGCUGGAAGUCCUGAUACUGAAUCUCCUGUGUUAGUGAAUGACUAUGAAGCAGAAUCUGGCAACAUUAGUCAAAAGUCUGAUGAAGAAGACUUUGUGAAAGUUGAGGAUUUGCCACUCAAACUAACAAUAUAUUCAGAGGCAGAUCUAAGGAAAAAAAUGGUAGAAGAACAACAAAGAAACCAUUUAUCUGGUGAAAUAUGUGAAAUGCAAACUGAAGAAUUAGCUGGAAAUUCUCAGACACUAAGAGAACCUGAAGCAGUUGGAGCCCAGAGUGUAUGAGAUGUCUUCAAACUCUUCUAACUAUACAGUCAGUGCAUAUAUAAUAAUGACACUAAAUAAACAUCUGUUUUGAUCUGUAUAAAAUGUAAAUUAGUUUGAUACUGCAUUAUGAUGUGUGUGCUAAUUUCUGCCCAUGGCAGUUUAAAACAUCAGAAUCCUGGACAGAUUCAAAUCUUGACAUAGUAUGGUUUUUUUGUUGUUGCUUUUUCUUUCUCUUCUUGGCCUUUUUUUGUUUGUGUGCUUUUGGUUUUGGUUUUGGUUGUUGUUUUGUUUAUUUCUCAUUGUGAUGUUUGGUAACAUUACAUUUAAAUUGUAGUUUUAAAUAAAGUUUGAACUUACCUGUAAGUAUCCUUUUUGGAAAUUUUGUUGAAUUGUAUGUGACAAAUUGCUAUUCUGUGAAACUUGAGGCUAUUCAAAGAGAGUAGUGGGCAAGAAUUAGAGAAAUAGUAUUUAUUAUAAAGCUCAGCCUUCCAAACCAAUGUCAGUGUUGCUGCUAUUGGGAUUAGUGUUCUUUCCAGCUAUCUUCUGGUCCUGAGUAAGAAUAAGGCAGAGAUAAGGGAACCAGCAAUCAUAGAAUAUAUGUUCAUAACCCAGAGUGUGUGAGCUUAAAAUAGAUGUUCUCAGUACCUAAAACUUAUAGAAUUGUCUAUUAAAUGAAUAUUUUACAGAAUGGCUAAUAAUUGUCUCUGUUGCCUCAGUCUGAAAAUUAAGGGACAAGUUUUAUAUGAUUAGAGUAUUUCAAUGGAGGCAAGUAACAUCUUGAUUGAAUUUUUUAAGUGAAAAACUAAAGUCGUGUAGGGAAAAGUAAAACUAACAACAGGACAUUAAGGUUUUAUAUGCCUUUGGACAAACUUACCUUUUGAGGUGAUAAUUUAAAACCAAAGCAUAACUUGAUUGGGGAGGGGGGAUUCUAAGAAAGAAGCAAAUUCACAGGGAAAUAGUAAAGUAUUAUGUAAAGAAAACUUGACUUCUUUAUUACUAAGUAAAUCAACUUUAAAAAGUGAUCUGCUUUUUCUCUCCCAUACUUAACCACAGACCCAGUUAGGCAUUUCAAAACCAGUUAACAGUGACAUAAGUCAGUCUUACUGAAUUUUACCUUUCAACAGUAGCUGUGUGAAGAAUUAGUAGUUAGUUCCAGUUAUCCUUUUAAAUUUGAUAUCAAUUGUCUAAAAUACCCCAUAUGAAAAUAACUUGUUUGGUUUUAAAGUUCUCACUUACCAAUACCUUACUAUAAACUACAGUGUCCAAUCAGAAUAUCAAAUGAAGAUUUCCCUCUGAGAUCAUUUAUUAUAGUAUUACUUAAUUUAAAUUAAGACCUAUAUCCCCAACUUUAUUAAAACCUAUUAGAAAAACUACCAAUUUGGAAUUGGUAAUUCUUAGUUGGAUGGCUUUGGAGACAUUGGAACAAUAAAUUGCAUUAUAUAGUCUGUAAAUUCUGUAUUUUCUAGACUUUAAGCAAGAAGUUCAUUUUGGUCCUCAAGUCAAGCCUUACAUAUUGCAGCUCUCUGCAUGCAUAUUAAAGAUAGAUGCACUGGAAGACUUAUUAUGCUAUUACCAUGAUACUAUAAAUUUUAUCAAACCAGCUUUUUUGACUUGUGUUACAACUGCUACCCAGUCCUUUGAUUGGUUUCCUAUUUCAGUGGUAAUUUAGUUAUAAAAUAUCUAAGGAUUGAGAACCAAUAAUAUGUUUAAUAUGUUGUCCCUAGUGACUGUUGCUCAAAGGUUAGGCUUUAAAUAUUCCUGUUUGUCUUCAUUUUUAAGUUAAAACUUUGGUUAGAGAUUGAUUUGUUUAAAGGGAAAAGGUCAUAAUAAGUGUAUGUUCAGAUAAAGCCUAAAACAUUGAACUGUCCAGACUCUGAAAGUUCUCUGUAUUUUAUAACUUUGACUUUGGGUAAAUGCUUUUUCACUCUUAAUAAAGGUAUAUCCUACAGACAA